Molecule: messenger RNA, 1353 nt
Organism: Bathycoccus prasinos
Lineage: Eukaryota; Viridiplantae; Chlorophyta; Mamiellophyceae; Mamiellales; Bathycoccaceae
Exons: 1
Coding region: 1-1353 (450 amino acids)
Molecular function (GO): hydrolase activity
Source: RefSeq, a predicted model, not a curated record
AUGGGAGGAUACUUUACCACUCUGAAAGAGAAAACACUCAACGAGACGUUUCCGUUCGUGAAAGCAAAACUCCACUCCGGGAAAAAGAAAACGUUGGAUUACCUUUCGUCUUUGUAUUAUUCGAAACGUGCGCCGAUUGAGAAAUACGGAGAGGAAUGCGAAGACAUCGAGAAAAUUUGGGACGGGUUCGUGGACGCGUUCGUGGGGACGUUACACGCGCAAGGCGGCGCUGGGUGCGCGUCUCGCGCGCCGUGUUUUUCUGAUGGUGAUGACGGUAAAGGUGGCGGCACGAAAGAGAUUGAAACGCGCAACCGAAGAACGGCGCGAGAGCGAGUGGUCACCAUCGGCGACUUACACGGGGACUUGGAGCAAACGAAACGAGCGUUUCGAGCGUGCCAUUUGACAGACUCGAAGGAUAAAUGGAUCGGGGGUAAAACGACCGUGGUGCAAGUUGGGGAUCAACUCGAUCGAGGACCGGACGAAGUCGCCGUGAUGUACUUUCUCGAGAGAGUGGCGGAAGAAGCGGAGAGGAGUGGUGGUGAAUUAGUGAGGAUAUUAGGGAAUCACGAAACGUUGAACAUUGCGGGUCGGUUUAGGUACGCUCAGAGGGAAGGGUGCGCGGAUUUUACGAGAUGGCGCGAUCGACAAAAGAUUGGAAUGGAGUUGAAGAAGAUGUGCUUCGGGAGCGAGAAACAAAUGGAGAGAAGAUAUCGGAAGAAGAAGCAAACGAAUUGGUGCGCGUACGAAACCGGGGAGAAGAGGCACGAAAAACUUCCGAGUUGGAUACGCGAAGACGACGUGCACUCGAUCAAUCGGUGGAAGGCGGUGUGCCCGGGAGGCGAGUUCACGAAGCGGUUUUUCGCCGGCAAAAAUGUCGCCGAAAGAGUCGGAUCGACGUUAUUCGUCCACGCUGGCGUUUUAGAACAUCACGCGUUGUAUGGGUUGGAGAAUAUAAAUAAAGAUAUUCGAGAAUGGGCAAGCAACGCGGAAAAUCCGAGAGGCGUGCCUCCUUCGCACGUGCAAUCCGACCAAAGCAUCGUUUGGGCGAGAGAUUACGCGCACACGGAGGAAGAGAGAUGCGACUGCGCCAAGUUGUCGAGGGCGUUGCAUUUUUUACCGGGCGUGGAGAGAGUGGUCGUCGGGCACACGAUUCAAAAAGGCGGCGGAGGUGCCACUGCAGCCUGCGAUGGGAAAGUGUUACGCGUGGACGUCGGCAUGAGUCGAGGGUGUGGCGGAAACACGAGCGAAGGCGUGGAGAUUUUGAACGACGGGGAGAAAAUUACCAGGAUGGUGGACGGUCAAGGACGACAACCUAUGACUGGCGUAGAAAGUCGAUUCCAGCCUAUUUCGUAG